This is a messenger RNA of Glycine soja, 911 nucleotides long. RefSeq lists its product as uncharacterized. The coding region runs from base 145 to 732 and encodes 195 amino acids. NCBI's taxonomy places the organism in Eukaryota, Viridiplantae, Streptophyta, Magnoliopsida, Fabales, Fabaceae. The record is from RefSeq and is a predicted model, not a curated record. The transcript is spliced from 3 exons.
AAAGAAGUUGAAAUGUAGGAAUAAAAGAAAAAGGAAGAAUUAGGCUGAGGAAAAGCCGGAGCUAAAGAGAGUGUGAAGAUGCUAAAGACAUAACAACAUAAGCACAAAAAAGGCAGUGAGUGGAGUGAGAGAAAGAGAGAAAUCAUGGCAGUUUCUGUAACCAUUUUAGUCCUCAUCAUCGCUCUGCAUCUCAUAGCCUUCGUCUUCGCCGUUGGCGCCGAACGACGUCGUAGCGAGGCCAAAGUGGUCCCCGACGAGUACGACGACCAAACCUUCUGCCAUUACACCACCGACGCCUCCACCGUCUACGGCCUCUCCGCCGUCGCCCUCCUCCUCCUCAGCCACACCGUCCUUAACGGCGUCACGCGAUGCCUUUGCUGCGGCAAAGGCCUCGUCUCUGGCUGCUCCGCCACCUCCGCCGUCAUCUCCUUCAUCCUCUCAUGGAUUAGUUUUUUGGCGGCAGAGGCGUGUCUGUUAGCAGGGUCUGCAAGGAAUGCAUACCACACAAAGUACAGAGGGUAUUUUGUGAAUCACGAUUUGUCUUGUGCUACCCUACGCAAGGGUGUGUUUGCUGCUGGAGCUGCCUUGACCUUGUUGUCCAUGUUGACCGCCAUUUUGUACUAUUGGGCACACUCUAAGGCUGACACUGGUUUCUGGGAGAAGCACCACAAUGAAGGACUUGGAUUGGCCACGCAACACCACCACCAAGGUCCUGACUCUGAUAAGGCCUGAAUGGUUUAUUUCUUGGUUUUAAACUCAAUUUUGGUGGUCCUCUUAUUGCUUUUGGAUAAUGGAUGAAUAUAUAGUAUUUAUGCUGUAAUAGGAGAAUGCCUGAAAUAUAUUGAUAGAUGGUCAUGGUAGUAUUAUGUUGGUGGUUUAAUUAAUAUAUUCCAAUCUUCUAGUUUUAAAGU